Jatropha curcas is the source of this 1594-nucleotide messenger RNA. RefSeq names its product purin 7 (gene PUR7). Gene Ontology annotation, biological process: 'de novo' IMP biosynthetic process. NCBI's taxonomy places the organism in Eukaryota, Viridiplantae, Streptophyta, Magnoliopsida, Malpighiales, Euphorbiaceae. The record is from RefSeq and is a predicted model, not a curated record. Gene Ontology annotation, cellular component: chloroplast stroma; cytoplasm. Gene Ontology annotation, molecular function: phosphoribosylaminoimidazolesuccinocarboxamide synthase activity.
UACCCAACACCAACCCAACGCCAACACUAACGCCUUACGCCUCUACGCAUUAUAAGUUGAAUUCCAUGUGAACGAACAAACAACAUAGAGAAGCCGACAGGGACAGCGAGAAAACAGCAGAAAUGUCUCAGUGCAUGAGAGCCUUAAACCCUGUAAAAACCCUUCUCAAUAACACCAAUCUUUCAAUACCCAAUCCGAAUUUCCCUUCAAAAUCUUCCUUUGAACCCAAGUCCAAAUCUAAAUCGAAGAGAUACCCGAGAAUAUCAGUUAUGUCAGCACAGAAUGACACUCAUCAACAAAAAUUGUCACUCGAUGCUUUAAUCAAGGGUAGCCGCAAAGACGAUGCCCUUGCCGCCAUUAAAGGCUCAUUGUCUAAUUGUCUGUCGGACACAAAUCUUCAUUUGACGGUUCCCGGUCUUAAAUCCAAAACCAGAGGCAAGGUGAGAGAUAUAUAUGAUGGCGGGGAUUAUCUUGUUUUGGUCACAACUGAUCGGCAGAGUGCUUUUGAUAGAAUUCUUGCCUCCAUUCCCUUUAAAGGCCAGGUUCUAAACGAGACAAGUCUAUGGUGGUUCAAUAAAACUCAACACAUAACUCAGAAUGCGGUUGUAACUGCCCCUGAUGAAAAUGUUACUAUUGCAAAGAAAUGUUCAGUUUUUCCUGUUGAAUUUGUUGUUAGAGGGUAUGUGACUGGAAGUACUGAUACAUCGCUAUGGACGGUCUACAAAAAUGGUGUCCGAAAUUACUGCGGCAAUGCCCUUCCAGAUGGACUGGUAAAGAACCAAAAGCUAGCUGUGAAUAUACUCACUCCUACAACCAAGGCUGCAGAUCAUGAUGUUCCAGUUACUCCAGAGGAGAUAGUGGAACGUGGGUUAAUGACUCAAGCUGAUUAUGAUGAAGCCAGUAGGAAAGCAUUGAGCUUAUUUGAGUAUGGACAGCGUGUAGCUUUAGAGCAUGGCUUGAUAUUAGUGGACACAAAAUAUGAAUUUGGGAAGGGCACUGAUGGUUCAGUUCUUUUGAUUGAUGAGGUGCACACACCUGACUCAAGCAGAUACUGGAUUGCCAAUUCUUAUGAAGAAUGCUUUCAAAAUGGUCUGGAACCUGAAAAUGUCGAUAAGGAGUUCUUGCGGCUGUGGUUCAAGGAUCACUGUGAUCCAUACAAAGAUGAGGUCCUUCCUGAUGCUCCUGAAGAACUUGUUUGCGAGCUAUCAUGGAGAUAUAUUUUCUUGUACGAGACAAUAACAAAAUCAAAAUUUGAGAUGCCAGAAACAGAGGAACCAAUACACGAUCGGAUCUCAAGAAAUGUCAAACUAGCAUUAUCAUCUUUGAAGUGAUUCUAAAAUCUAAAGUCUUAUGCUUCACUAAUUGAGAUUAUAGCAGGAACUGGAGGGUUAUUCCCCUAUUUGACCGUAUUAGAGGCAAUUAGUGUGGCUAUUGAGGUGCAUAAGAGGCCCAAGUUUUUAUGAGUCACUUUACUCCUUGCAAAUAAUGAACUGGUCUUUUGUAUGUGCAUUUUUUUUUCUUUUAAAAAAUAGCAAUAAAUAUGAAGGUUAAAUUUUUUAAUUUGUUAAAAUUAUACAAUUUUUUUUUUUUUAAA